This is a messenger RNA of Zeugodacus cucurbitae (melon fly), 2310 nucleotides long. RefSeq names its product zinc finger protein 37. Gene Ontology annotation, cellular component: nucleus. The record is from RefSeq and is a predicted model, not a curated record. The coding region runs from base 154 to 1899 and encodes 581 amino acids. Lineage: Eukaryota; Metazoa; Arthropoda; Insecta; Diptera; Tephritidae. The transcript has 4 exons.
CUUCUUUGGAAACAGUGACCAUUCACAACGGCCUUACAUUGCAAUCAUUGUGAAUAGGAAAAAUUGUGUGUAGCAAAAUACACAAUCGCCGAAUUUUAUCGCCGAUUGGUAUUCCCGUGAAAGUUUUUAUUAUACUCGUAUUAUUAUUAAAAAAUGGAUAUAUGUGGAAAUGUUUUGGUUUCAAAGGAUGUACUCAACUUUGCGCUUAAAUGUCUUUAUUGUGAAACGGAUAUAGAGGAAUGGGAGGCCUUUGUUAAUCAUAUACAAAGCCUACACAACACAAACUAUGAAGAGCCUUGUAUAGACCCGCUAGUAGAAUUGGACUAUAAGGAGAAUAUAGUAGUUGGAUUGAUAAAAGACGAAACUAUGACACCAAUUGACACAAACGAUCUUGCCAGUAAUGAUUCUGAUAUGAAAAUGGAAUUGCAAUCAGAUGGUGAAUCUGUUAAAUCCGAGCAUGACAACGAUACAUCCUCGGACGUGGAUCAAAGUCAAAAUAAUGAUGCGAAUUACAUUGACACCGAAACAGAUUCCUCUGAUGAAGACGAUAAGAAAAAUAUGACGAGUAAAAAAAAAUUUAAUCCUACAUUUUAUAGACGCAACACCAGCACAAAUAUUUUCAUUGAACUUUAUAAAAAAGCGCCAUGUUUAUGGGAUCCCAGUGAUGAUCAUUAUAAUAAUAGUGUAGCACGGGAAAAUUGUCAAAAAGAAAUAAUUGAGGAAAUGAAGAAGCGUUGUCAAGUUAUAUUGACUGAUCAAACAGUGAGAAGCUGUUUUCACAAAUUGCACAUGCAAUAUCAAGCAACACAUGAAGCAAAACAAAAAAAGACAAAGUCGAAAUCAAAAAAAUUACCAGGUGUUGUCAUGGAUUAUUUCGAGAAAUGUUCCUUUUUGUCUGUGGCAAAAGAUGAUUUUGCCAAAGAUGUAGAGGAGCCGCCCAACACAAAUACUAACUUAAGCUUUGCAAAACUAAAUCCUGUCACUGAGACAUUCAUUGAAACAUACGCGCUCUUCCCAGUAUUAUAUGAUACUAAGCAUGAAGAUUAUAAUAACUCCGGUGUUCGUAAACAAACCUAUAAGGAAAUGUCAAACAUCAUUAAAUCUAAACAAAACAUAGAAUUCAGUGAUGAUGAAAUUUAUAAGGGAAUCUACUACUUGCGUCAUUGGUAUUAUAAACUAAAAAAUCGACUUGAAAAAGAUUUAGCAGAGAAAGAUCUGUCCAGUGCUGCGCAGACUUAUAUGAAAAAGUGCAGUUUUCUGCCAACUAGAGCACCAAAUUUGAAAUUAAAAUGUACGGAAUGCAAUAAAGUUUUCCAAAAUGAGACGACGCGGCAAAGUCAUCUAUUUAGGCAGCACAAUAUCGGAGAUUGGCCACAUAAAUGUACAGAAUGUGGACGUACUUUUGAAUUCAAAGCAACAUUACUAAUGCAUGAGCAACGUAGUCAUGUGGGCAAAGUGCAUAAAUGUGAUUACUGUGAAAGGCGAUUUGCUGUACAAGUGGAUUUGCAACGGCACAUCGGCACACACACUGGUCAAAAGCCCUUCGUAUGCGAAUUAUGUGGCAAGGCAUUUCGCAGUAAAACUCAAUUGGGUUAUCACUCUGAUGCCAUACAUACGAAAACAAGAGCUUACAAGUGUACCAUGUGUCCGAAAGAUUUCUUGAAAGCGCGAGAUUUGAAAGAUCACAUAAAGGCGCAUCUUAAUAUACGCGAUAAAAUAUGUGAGACGUGUGGCAAAGGCUUCACCAAUUGCCAUUCACUUAUACGACAUAGACAAAUACAUUCCGAAGUAAAGAAAUUCGCUUGUAAAUUAUGUGAAGCGAAAUUCCACCAAUUUGUUGGUUUAAACUCGCAUAUGAAGCGGACGCAUGGUAUAGUUAAAAGUCAACAGAAGUCGUAAAAUUUACAGACUGCGAAGCUUUGUAUUAACUUGGAACUGGUGCGAAGCAAAACUACUUAAAUUUAAUUAGUGUAUUACAUACAUGUUGCAUGUGGCCAACAUUUAAUGAAUUAUGAUUAGUUAUAAUUAAGAACUACUCAAGCACUUCAAAGUCUAAUAGUUAUAUAGCUGAAAUACAGUUCAUUUGUAUUUAAGAAUUAGCACUUGCUCAUUUUGAAGGAAUUACCAUUACUCGUGUUUUUUUUUUGUAAGAAACUCAAUAUUGAUUGUUUAUCUGCAGGUUAUGACAAAUUAUAUGACAAAUAUGACUUUCCAAUAAGAAAUACAUAUAUAUACUUAUAUGCAAAAUUAUUUCUCGUAAACUAGCUUACUUUUUUUAAGUAUUUAUUAAAUGAUGUUGACAAACAAGUA